Molecule: messenger RNA, 1356 nt
Organism: Schistocerca nitens (vagrant locust)
Lineage: Eukaryota; Metazoa; Arthropoda; Insecta; Orthoptera; Acrididae
Exons: 1
Coding region: 1-1356 (451 amino acids)
Source: RefSeq, a predicted model, not a curated record
AUGAGAAGAAGGCAAGGAGAAGAAGGCAAGGAGAAGAAGGCAAGGAGAAGAAGGCAAGGAGAAGAAGGCAAGGAGAAGAAGGCAAGGAGAAGAAGGCAAGGAGAAGAAGGCAAGGAGAAGAAGGCAAGGAGAAGAAGGCAAGGAGAAGAAGGCAAGGAGAAGAAGGCAAGGAGAAGAAGGCAAGGAGAAGAAGGCAAGGAGAAGAAGGCAAGGAGAAGAAGGCAAGGAGAAGAAGGCAAGGAGAAGAAGGCAAGGAGAAGAAGGCAAGGAGAAGAAGGCAAGGAGAAGAAGGCAAGGAGAAGAAGGCAAGGAGAAGAAGGCAAGGAGAAGAAGGCAAGGAGAAGAAGGCAAGGAGAAGAAGGCAAGGAGAAGAAGGCAAGGAGAAGAAGGCAAGGAGAAGAAGGCAAGGAGAAGAAGGCAAGGAGAAGAAGGCAAGGAGAAGAAGGCAAGGAGAAGAAGGCAAGGAGAAGAAGGCAAGGAGAAGAAGGCAAGGAGAAGAAGGCAAGGAGAAGAAGGCAAGGAGAAGAAGGCAAGGAGAAGAAGGCAAGGAGAAGAAGGCAAGGAGAAGAAGGCAAGGAGAAGAAGGCAAGGAGAAGAAGGCAAGGAGAAGAAGGCAAGGAGAAGAAGGCAAGGAGAAGAAGGCAAGGAGAAGAAGGCAAGGAGAAGAAGGCAAGGAGAAGAAGGCAAGGAGAAGAAGGCAAGGAGAAGAAGGCAAGGAGAAGAAGGCAAGGAGAAGAAGGCAAGGAGAAGGAGGCAAGGAGAAGGAGGCAAGGAGAAGGAGGCAAGGAGAAGGAGGCAAGGAGAAGGAGGCAAGGAGAAGGAGGCAAGGAGAAGGAGGCAAGGAGAAGGAGGCAAGGAGAAGGAGGCAAGGAGAAGGAGGCAAGGAGAAGGAGGCAAGGAGAAGGAGGCAAGGAGAAGGAGGCAAGGAGAAGGAGGCAAGGAGAAGGAGGCAAGGAGAAGAAGGCAAGGAGAAGAAGGCAAGGAGAAGAAGGCAAGGAGAAGAAGGCAAGGAGAAGAAGGCAAGGAGAAGAAGGCAAGGAGAAGAAGGCAAGGAGAAGAAGGCAAGGAGAAGAAGGCAAGGAGAAGAAGGCAAGGAGAAGAAGGCAAGGAGAAGAAGGCAAGGAGAAGAAGGCAAGGAGAAGAAGGCAAGGAGAAGAAGGCAAGGAGAAGAAGGCAAGGAGAAGAAGGCAAGGAGAAGAAGGCAAGGAGAAGAAGGCAAGGAGAAGAAGGCAAGGAGAAGAAGGCAAGGAGAAGAAGGCAAGGAGAAGAAGGCAAGGAGAAGAAGGCAAUGAGAAUAAGGCAAUGAGAAGGCAAGGAGAAGAAGGCAAUGAGAAGGCAAGGAGAAGAAGGCAAUGA